Molecule: messenger RNA, 1370 nt
Organism: Clupea harengus (Atlantic herring)
Lineage: Eukaryota; Metazoa; Chordata; Actinopteri; Clupeiformes; Clupeidae
Gene: rgs13a
Product: regulator of G protein signaling 13a
Source: RefSeq, a predicted model, not a curated record
CCUCAUCCAGGUCAUAUCAACGGUUUGCAUGUACGCCUAUAAAAAGCCUUCUUGGGUUCUGACAAACAGUUGAACACAGAUCAUAUUUGCCAGAGUCAAUCUCUCAGAGAGCAAAGAGUAUCGUACCAAAGGACUGUGUGUCUGUAAAAUGCCCUGGUUGAUAGUCUCUUCAAGCCAACAGGAAAACAUAAGGAUCAUGAGCAGAAAUGAGAAACGGGGCCAGAAUAAAACUAAGGACCUCAAGAAGCAAUUAAACUGCAGAGGAAAACUUCAUCCUGGUGAAACUCUUCUGUGGUCCCAAUCACUAGAGAAUCUGCUGAAAUCUAAAUACGGAAUGGCAGCUUUUCAGGUAUUCCUCAAGUCAGAGUUCAGCAAUGAGAAUAUUGAGUUUUGGCUGAUCUGUGACGAAUACAAAAAAAUCAGGACUUCAUCCAGACUCACAUCAAGGGCCAAGAAGAUAUUUGAGAGUUACAUUGAAGCUAACGCUCCAAAAGAGAUUAACAUUGACCAUCAGACCAGAGACAUCAUCAGGCAAAAUUUGAAGUCACCCAACAUGUCCUGUUUUGAUGAGGCACAGAGGAUUGUGUACAGCCUCAUGGAGAAGGACUCUUACCCCAGGUUCCUCCGCUCUGACAUUUACAACUCUCUGAUCGCUUCAGUCUGAGACCUUAUGAAGCUGAGGACAAGUGUCCUGCCUGAUGUAAACUGGACUAUGGUUUCUAAACAGCCCUACUUGGACUAGCCAGCAACGCGACAGAUGCCAACGAAGGAGGAUUAUUAUUUUUUGUAAUUCCCUUUUUUGUUGAUGAAGCGAAGAUGGAGCACCCUGAAGGAUACAUAUGUAUGUGCGCUAGUGUGGGAGCUGCUGUUGGAGAGCCUUUCACUAUCUGCUCAUCUGCCCAAGGCCACGCUGUGUGAAUCGGAUGUGUGUGUGCGCUUUGCUCAGAGCUGACUCAGUCAACUCAACCGGUCUGCAGAAUGGUUGUGAGUGUCUGGGACUUUGUGUGCAGAAUCUUAGGGGAACUUCAAACAGGAUACUGUGUCAGUUUCGCAGAUAAACAAAAAGCCUCUUACUCACCCAGAUGGUGACAUAGUCAGAUCUCAAUUCACAUUUGGUUUUUGGCAUAGGACCAUUUCUCUGGGGUUCUUGUCUUUCAGAGUUGAUAACUCCAUUAUGAAAAAUAACAUUUGCAUUUAGCUACAUUUAUGUACAAAAUGUUGUAGUACUGUACAUAUUUUUACCAUAACCAACCAUAAUAAUUUAUAUUUACACAUAUUUAUGAUACUGAUGUGUAUGCGUUACAUUGUAACACGUGACUGCUCUGUACAUAAGCCACUGAAAUGAAGAUAAUAAAUCUCGAAUGAACACC